Molecule: messenger RNA, 6997 nt
Organism: Misgurnus anguillicaudatus (oriental weatherfish)
Lineage: Eukaryota; Metazoa; Chordata; Actinopteri; Cypriniformes; Cobitidae
Source: RefSeq, a predicted model, not a curated record
GUUCAUUCAGCUUUGUUCAUGUCAAAGAGAAAGGAAAGAGAGUUUGGAGUGGUUGGAUUUAUGAAAUUAAUAUAAAUAUUCAAUAAAUCAAAGUACUGCGUUAUGGUCACACAUUACUAGUUUUUUGUCACAUGUAUAGCAUAGUUUAAUUACAUCUUAAGAAUAUGCAUUACCUCUUUAUUUCAUUGCAUAUCUAAAUGCUAAUAUAAAAGCAAAUAAAAAAAUAAUUUCUCUAAGUAAGACAUAUCGCAAGGCAUAUCGCCAUCGCACCCACCAACAGAACUAUCGCAUAUCGCAUAUUUUCUCAUUAUCGUGCAGCCCUAUCAACAACUAUCUUCAGCUUUUGUCAAGAUAGGCGAAUGGGGCCAGCAACGGUGUAAUCAGCACAGUUUCCCUUCACAAGGACAACGUUUCCAGGAGAACUGGCAGCAGAAAGAACGAGAGAACAGGAGAGCAAAGCAGCGGCGGGAAAAUAAGAAAGAAAAAGUUUGCUGGUAUUGCGGACAGAAAGGACACUUGAAAAACCAAUGUUUCCAAUUCCUGAAAUGUCAAGAGACACCGGAAUCCCAAACGGCGCGGGAACCUUUGCGGGGUGUAAAGAAAAAGGGGACUGAAGCCAGGAGGGGGAAAGAGAGAAUCAGACGGAAGGGGGUUAAAGCAGCACUACCACACCCCGCAGAGGGACCUUUGCACAACAUCAAACCAGGAGAUUUCGUGUUGGUGAAAAACCUGAGGAGGAAAUCCUGGAAGGCUAGACGGUGGGAGGGGCCAUUUCAGGUUCUGCUGACGACCCACACCGCCGUGAAGGUCGCGGAGCGUGCCACCUGGGUGCACGUUGCCCAUUGCUGGAGGGUUGGUCCUGGACUGCAAGGUGUGAACCAAAGGGAGGACGACUCCAGUAUUCUAGGGGUGGUUUGGACACGCGCACAACAUUUUUAAUAAUAGCUUGGCACAACUGCACCGUGUGGUCAUACCAAACCCGAACCUACAAAGGAAAUUAAUCAACAAGGGCUCACGACUCCAACUCUAACUGUGCUCCAGAGCUCACGACCCCAACUCUAACUGUGCUCAACAUCUUCACUACAAUUAAAAAAAAACCUAUGUAACGAUGAGAGUCAUGAAGCUAUGAAUAAAUCAUAAAAAGGGAGGAGUGUAGUGGAAGAUUUGUAUUAUGCUUUUAUUUUCAUAUUAUUAUGUUUUAUUUUUCAUCCUAUUUUUCAUUUUUAAUAACAAUCAUAAGCUCACAAAUUGUGAUUCAUAUGGAGAUCAUGUUUUGCUGCUAACGUACAGAAUUAUGCUCUUUCUGUCUUUUCAGCAAGUACAAUGUCCAAUGACUUAAACAUCAUGUACCAGCAUGUACUGUCCUAUAUGACAAGAUGUUUAACUGUUUAUGUUCUUAAUCACUGACAAACUGAAGGUUAUCUUCUAGAUGACGUAGAAAGGGAUGAUUGUAUGUGUUUCAGCAUCUUACUAUAAAUGUGUGUUCAACCUUGUAAUCGGGGCUCUUGGGUUUAGACUUCUAGCACCAGGGAGUGAGAGCCUAUUCUGCAGAAUAUAUAAAAUUCAGACAAAGAAAAUUCUGUCGACAGUGUGUCUGUGUGAUCCUUGACUUUCACUCUUAGUGAGGAUUAUUUGAUGCGGCUAAAAUUCCACGACACCGAUACCACUUUUUCCAUCUACGAUCCGAUUCCGAUACCCGAAUUCUGAGUAUCGGCCGAUUCCGAUACCUGCCGAUCCGAUACUACUGUAUUUUUCUUGAGCAAUUUAAAUUACACACAGACACACACACUAUAUAAAUGUGUAUAGUGCUUUCUGAUAAAUCUAGCAUAAUAUAAUUAUAUUAUUUAUAAUUAUAAUUUUAAAGUAAAAAACAAUAAUUUAAAAUGAUUUACAAGUAACAAGAACAUUAGUAAUUAUUAACCAUGGCAGUGUUUAGGAGAAAGUAAAAUAGGCACCUUUGAUCAAAUAAGUAUGCUAAAUAUAUUUUCCUUAAUUGCGCAAAAAGUCACAGUAAAAAAGCUUUAGUGUGAAGAUGGUUAUUUUGGGAAUUAUGCGCUUAACUGGACCUUUUAUGCACAUUUCGAGUGCAGAAUUAAUGCGCCUAAAUCAUAUUGAGUGCGCAAUACUGUGCUUCCUGGAUGCAGCAUUGAUGCUAUAGAAGCAUCCUCACAUGGGAAUCCUUGCUCCGCAAUGGAAAGUUACGUUCAUAACUAUUAAAACACAAAGAGAUUAGAUGCAUCGUGUGGUCAGCACAUACUGAAUUGCAUCCAUUCAACAGCUUACUGAGACUUUAUAAAAUCAGAUCUUUAAUAAAGCCUAACGUUACAGUUAUUGUGUGUGUGCGUGUGUUGAAUGACGCGUUUUCAUCUGUCCGCUUCUCAUCAGUGGAUUAACUCAGUUUGCAAGUAAGUUACAGUGUUUCUGUGAACAUUAAUAUCUUUAAAUGUGAGUUUGUUCCUUCACAUGAAGCUAUUGAGUGUAAGAUGACUUUGAUUAUAGUGCAUAAAAACGUUUAUGGUGCGUUUAUAAUACUUUGACGUUUUAAUCGCUUGUCAGUGACAACCAUGGGUAAUGUGCAGUAUCGGAGUUGGAUCGGUCCUGUUAGUCCGAUAUCCGAUCCAGCAAAAAAGGCCGGAUCGGCCCCAAUACCGAUCCAGAAUAUCGGAUCGGUGCAUCCCUAAUUUUAGUCCAGUCCGAAUGCUCCAUUGUCAGUAGAUUACGUCGACUUUUACCUUCUGUAAAAAGGUCCGGAGAAAUUACCUCAGGUAAUACUAAACCAGUGCGAAUAGACCAGCUGUAAAUAUACACAUAAAUUGGGUCAUUUCCUUUUAAUUUGUGGGUUUCUUUUAAAGGAACAGUAUGUAAAAAUGUAUAUCAAUUAAUCAUAAAAUGGCCCUGAUAUGUCACAAGACAUUAAGAAAUUUUUUCAUUUCAAAUACUUAUAUCACUGACAACAGUGGUAUGGCCAGGAUAUUGUUAUUUAAAAAGUGGAGUUGCAGCCCUCAACUGAUUUUUAUGUUGUCAUUUUGUGUACUGGCCACUAGUUGUUGGAUUGCAGUACCAGUUUUAGCCACAAGUUUUGUGAGUGCAAUACCAGUUUUGGUCACAAUUUUACAUACUGUUCCUUUAAAUUAGGGAUGUUCACAUUGACCGUUUAACCGUUAACUGAAGGUAAGAAUUUAUGACUGAUUUACAUUAUCAGUUAAAAUAAAAAAAUAUUUGUUAAUACAUGGUGCGUGUCGUCAUGAGCCGACAGACAUUUCGCCACUUUUCUAUCUUUAAUUUGUGAAUGUCCUGUAAAUGACACAAAUGAUUGCUGCCCUGACGGUCUAAUAAAGUAAUCAUUUGUAUUAGAAAUCAUUUGUAUGCGUGUUUGGAAGCUGAACGCGCGCGUGUUCGCGCAAGAUGACGCGGUCCGUCUCUCGCACAUCCGGACAGACGUUCGCUGAUGGCCUCUGACCCUGAACAUACACGUCUUUUUUUGCACAAACGGAGAAAGACGACGCAAAACCAAAACUUUCAGAAAAGCGUCCUGCUUUAGAAAUGACCACUGUGGUAGAUGAAACAGAGACAAUCUGCCCUUUGGAUAUUAAUCCUCUGGACAGAUCGCGUGCUUUUUAAUAAGGUAAUGUUGCGUGGAUAUCUGAUAUGUAUGUAUGAAUCCUGGUUCUGUUGUUGAUCUGUCGCUGCUGUUUGCACGUUCAAAUUAAAUGUUUUGUUUUUACUAGUUCACAGACAACCGUCAACUGUAUUUUUACUCAAUGACAAUUAUAUAUUAAAAUCGUAUAAGUUAACGGUAAAUGUUCGGUUUAGAAGCUACGGUUGUCGGUCGGGAAAAUUAACUGCAUCCCUACUUUAAAUAUAAAAGCGCUUAAAGAAGCAUACUUGCAUUCUAGGCGGAAAUACAAGUCACUAGCUGGCAAGUCAGUUCCUGAAUUACACGACACAAACCUUUUUUUAAAAAAAGUCAAAUUUACUUCUCAGAGGCAAGGAACUGUUUCUGAAACUGACGUUCUCCCAAAACUGAAAUUAAACACAGUGUUUCGCGUUUCCCUUGCCUGUUUCAUAUUGUUUGCACAUCUGAUAUCAAGAAGCAAGGUAUUGCGCACAUGACGACGAGAGGUGAUUUAUAAACGUGACAUCGCAGACAAUUUCGGCGCAAAUUAAAAAAAUUGCAUUACACAGAGUUACUACAGAAGAACCAGUGUGUGUGGGAAAACACUGCUAACCUUUCAUGAUACUCUCGAAUCAGUCGUCUUCUCUGUCAGUAACAUCUGACGUUUACGUGAAAAUGCAAGUACACAGAGGAAUCCGCAUGGAAAACACAGCCAACUUUUAAUUUUUCACUCAGUGUCACGUGUGAGAGGCGCUGUCGAGGGGUUUUACGCAGAGAGAGAGAGAGAGCGAGCGGGCGCGUGCACAAGAGAGGCACCACUGAGCGCUCACAACAAUAAAUGAAGCCAUUUUAAAUGAAACUAAAAAUGUAAAUGUUGUGGCCAUUGUUGAUUUUGUGGCGCACACAAACAAAUCAAUGCAUGGGAAACACUGGCACUGCCAGAAGCCGCCAUAACGCGAGAUAAAUGUAAAUAGCGUGACGCGUCGACGCAUUUUUCGCAUGUCGACGUAUUUUCGUAGUCGACGUAAUAGGCUAGUUGCACGAAGCCGCCAUAUUGGAUUUCCGGCCAGCGUCUGUGGGCGGGGAUACUUCCGGUUUCACUAACCGCAAUGGCGUUUUACACAAGGUGUCUGAUGGAUCUGCCAAAAAUCACUAUAAACGAUGUACAUCGCAUCAUACAAACCUCCUCGGCGGCACCAAAAAGUAAGCGCGAAAAGGGAUUUAAAAUGUAUGUGUCUAGUUACAUCGAUAACUAUGAAGGUAAGUGAUAAAUAUAUGACAUGGCAGUUGAAGCUAAAUAUGGCUAGCCUAGCUAACGACCACUACCAGUUAGAUAAAUAUUAACCUAAAUAACUUUCUGAGUGAUUUGUGUAAUUACACAGUGUCCUUGUCUGAAUUGUGUUAAUAUGUUAUGACAUAUUUGUAGUUUCAAACAAAGAUGACGCAGGAAAAGUGAACGUCCGGGCAAUUUGCUACAGAUCUAUGAGGAAACACGAAAAACCUCACAGCCUUAGAGUCAGUUUAGCGUCAGUCUUGUUCAGGGGUUUUUAUGUGGCUAGUGUAAAUUCUGUUGAAAAUUGUUCGUGAUCAUAAUAUAUACUGGAAAUCUAAAUAUCAUUUAACUAACAAGCUUUCACAGUAAUGAGUUAGCUAGCUUACAUUCACGCUAUCAAGUAAGCUAGCUCACGUUAGCAAGUUACAUAGUAAAUGUAUCGUAAACAAUUUAAUUCUUGCAUUAUCAGAGAUUUCAGGUAUCUAGCUCUCAUGGAAACCCCUGACCAUGGAUGUGACGGUUGAUGUUCUCUGUUCAGAGGUGUUCUGUUCCACCUAAACCUGUUCAGUGUUCAUUUUUAUACAAACAUUUAUUAAAUGUACCAUGGAUGUUGAUGUUCAACUUCUCUGUUCAGAGGUGUUCUGUUCCACCUAAACCUGUUCAGUGUUCAUUUUUAUACAAACAUUUAUUAAAUGUUAUUCAAGAUGGUCAUUAUAGACUAGCUUAUUGUCAUGACUAUUUAGGGUUAUCUGAUAAGCGAUGUCUCAUAUAUUAAUAUGUAUAUAUUUUUUUGAAGAUUAGCUUAGUGGAUAGAUCCCCUGUUGAGAUGUGUGAUGCUGAGUGUUCGUGUGUGGCUGGAACAGCACUAUGCAAUCAUAAUGUUGCACUGCUGUAUCAAACUGCACACUAUUCCCAGCUAAACCUUCGCGCAGUCCCUCCAGUUUUGAGUUGCACAGAGACAGAGCAAAGCUGGCACAAGCCAAGAAUAAUGGGUGUGAAGCCAGGUCGAGUGAGUGACAUGGUUGUUGUAUCGGCCAAGACUGUUGCAUGUGGUGUAAGGAGCACACUUUACAAAGCAGUGCAAGGAGACCUGCCUGAUCAGGAUGUUCUUAAAGUAGCAGAUGUUUACAAAGACUUCUCAACAGAGAUUGCACCACUCAUUACCAUGAUGGCAAUUAAUGCUGACAUUCCAUUAGUUGAAUCUUUUCUUGGAAAAGUCCAAGAAGGCAGUCCCAUCUCCUUCCGACAUCCACUGCCAGUGAGUCGGAUAGUAAUUUUUCAUCCAGAUGCCCCUCCUCCACCACUUCUACCCCUAGAUGGCUACAGGCUUGAGCCUACCAGCUGCACGUUUGUAUGCAGUCAACAACAACACUUACAUCUGCAAUCACUGGAGACUACAUUGGACAUGGCCAGAAAAAUAGAGGCAGCCACAAGGGAACAGAGUGACUCUGUAGAAUGGCACAGAUUAAGAAAGACUCGGAUCACCUCUUCUCGCUUCAGGGAGGUCUGCCAUGUUCGUAGAAACAGCUCAUCAGAACACCUUGCUGACCGAAUUCGUAGAGGAACAGCACAGACAGCAGCAAUGAAAAGGGGCCUUUCACUGGAACCUGUAGCCAUUCAGGAGUACUGCAAAUCAAAAAACAUUAACUACUGGCCUUGUGGGUUUGUCAUCCACCCUGAUGCUCCCUGGUUAGGGUCGUCACCUGAUGGUGUGGUCUUUGAUCCAACUGAAAGAGCACCCUUUGGCCUGGUUGAAAUAAAAUGUCCGAAUGCAAAAAGCUAUGUUGAUUGUACCUAUCUAAAAUUGCACUGUGGCAACAUGAAAUUAAAAUCGCAGCACAGCUACUACUGGCAGGUCCAAGGACAGCUUUUGAUCACAGGAAUGGAAUGGUGUGAUUUUGUUGUUUUUGCAGAAGAUGACAUGUUGAUUCAGCGUAUUUACAGAGACAAUGAAGUAUUCAAAAUCAUUAGAGAGAAGGGAGAUUACUUUUUUUAUUAUUAUUACAUGUAAACAAUGUACAGUGAAUGUUGCAUAGUUUGCAUUUAUUAUAUUGAGAUUAUUUUAUGUGACAUAAAUACUAUUAAAAUAAUAACAUUUGUACAAUAAA